CCCCCCAGGCCUCUCCCCCUGCCGCCUCCCCGAUUGGCUAAAAGUGGGUCAGGCUCCUCCUACCCUCCGGCUUCCUAUUGGCCAAAUCUAGGUCAGCGCUCUCCUCCCCCCGCCCAUCACCUCCCCCCCCAUGGCCCGGACACAUGACCGGUCCGGGCGCACGAGUCUGGGCCUUGGCAAACAUUCCCAGCCCGCUGAUUGGCUCGGCCGGAGGCAGCUCGGGUGCAGGCCCCGCCCACCUCUGCAAGCCCUGCCCCCUUUUUCCCAAAGCGGGGAGUCGGGCAAAAAAAGAGAUUAAAAAAAACCCAUCCAGCAGCUACCGACAGCUGCGAGGCGCUGGUGGAGCCGGGGCCGCUGAGCUGAGAUCGGGGGGGCGCGAACUUCCUAGCAACGCUGCACCCCCAAAACCUUGGGGUGCCCCCACCAGGAGAGCCCGGGGUGCUGGAAGGAGGAAGGAAUCGCUGGCUCCUGCCCUGCGGACCCCCCCCUCCCCCCGGGCCACUGGGACACUGACAGGCGUGAGAAGUUUUUUUUGCUGCUGCAGAGAAGUGGGUGCGGGGGCUCUGCCAGGCUAAGGGGGGAGCCGGCUGUUUUGGGGAGCAGGGAUUUUUUUUUCAGGGUCCCCACAGCGGGGAUCCACCGGGGCUCGUCGCCGGACCAGAUCCUUUCUCCGAGGGAUCGACUGGGAAGCUCUCCUGACACUUGGGAUCCCCAGCUCCAGUGGGCACAGCGGGGAUCCCCGACGGGCCAUGGCCAGGCCAGCGGCCCAGCUGGGCACCACGGAGCGGCUCCCCAACCCUUUGCUCUCCUCCCCGUCGCUGGGGGUGCCCGGGGCCGGCAUGGUCAGCCUGAAGAGCCUCCUACAGGGACCCAUCAAGAGCCCAGAGCGCAGGCCGAAGGAUCUGACCACCUGCCUGGCCAAGGAGAAGGAGCGGAAGAUGGAGGAGGAGCUGGGGGGCGCUCGGGCGGGACAGUGUGCCUACCUGGGCUCCCUGCUGUGGGAGCGGACCCUGCCCUACAGUGAGAUUGAGUACGUGGACCUGGACGAGUUCCUGCUGGAGAACGGGCUCCCCCCCAGCCCAGCCCAGCCGCCCUUCUCCCCGGCCAGCCAGGUCACCAGCUCGCCCUCCAGUGGCAUCGCCGUGGACCUCAGCCGCCCGGCCUCCUGCACCUCCUCCGCCUGCUCCUCGCCCGCCGAGUGCCCGGGCAGCAGCGAUGGGGACCAGUGCUGCACCACAGCAGGAUGAGAAGUACUGGAACCGGCGCUACAAGAACAACGAGGCGGCCAAGCGCUCACGGGACGCCCGGCGGCUCAAGGAGAACCAGAUCACGGUGCGGGCCGCCUUCCUGGAGAAGGAGAACGCCGUCCUGCGGCAGGAGGUGGCCAGCAUCCGUCAGGAGCUCUCCCGCUACCGCACCAUCCUCACCAAGUACGAGUCUCAGCACGGCGCCUUGUAGGACGCCGGCCGCCUGCACCGCUACACACCCCGCCCCCCCCGCGGACGGCGGGGGGGGGCUGCUUCCCCGCAGCCAGGGGGCGCCCUCUUUCCCCCUUCCCCCGCUCCUGGGCUCCCCCCCUGCGGGGGCACCUGGGCUCUAGCUGGCUCCAGCGGAUGGAGGUGACAGUCCAGGACCAGGAACAAGGAGAGACAUUGGCUUGGAACUGGACCCUGCUCCCCCUUCCCGGGUGGAAGUGGGGAGCCAGGCUGACUCUUUCCCGGGGUGCGGGCCGGAGUGGGGGGGGGGUCUGAACUGGUGAUGCGGCCCCCCCCCCAGCCCUGCAGCAGGACUAAGCGGGGGUUUGGGUGGGCGUGCACACAUACGCCCCGCCCCACUGAAUGGAAGAGGUGGGAGCCACAGAGCCAAUCGGUGGCAGGGUUAUCUGAUGGGGGGAGGGGCUGGGAGCCAGGACUCCUGGGUUCUCUCCCCCACUCUGGGAGGGGAGUGGGGUCUAGUAGGUUAGAGCAGAGGGGGCUGGGAGCCAGGACUCCUGGGUUCUCUCCCUGGCUCUGGGAGGGAAGUGGGGGCUAGUGAUUAGAGGAGGGUGCUCUGGCCUCCCAGAGCUGAGGGUAGAACCCAGGAGUCCUGACUCCCAACCCCCCUGCUGGAAAAGAGACCAAGGGCUGUUACUUUGCCAGCUCUUGUGCAUCACCUGCUGGCGGCGAGUUGUAAUAGACACCUGUGGCUUCUAUCAGUCACAGCCAGGGACUGGGUGAGGGGGCUGGGCUGGGUUUGGCACAGUCCUACGGUGCCCCAGGGCCUGGGGGUCCUUCACCCUGGUGCCCCCCACUCCCCCUCCAUUCUUCUUGCUUCAAACUGCUUCUCAACCAUCGGAUUUCAGAGCAAGCAAGGCCAGUAACGUUGCUGGGGGGUUGGAAUCUCAGGACUCCUGGGUUCUCUCCCCAGCUGUGGGAGGGGAGUGGGGUCAAGUGGUUAGAGUGUGGGGGGGAAGACCUCUGACCUCCUAGGGCAGGGAUAGAACCCAGGAGUCCUGACUCCCAGCUCUCCACUGUUCUAACUACCGGACCCCACUCCCCGCCCAGAGCCGGGGAUAGAACCCAGGAGUCCUGGCUCCCAGUCCUUAUCCUUUAACCCUUUGCACUCUGACCACUUUUGACGCGCCGGUGUUGCUGGCAGGGGGGGCGCGCGGUGCGUCCCCGCCGGAACACUCCACGGGUUUGCACAGGGGCUCAGAGCAGGGUGGUGGGGGGAGGGGAGAGUUCUUCUUAAGUAUUAUUAUUAUUAUUCUAAUGAUUCGCUCUAUAUUUUGUUAAGUGCGGCCGGGCUGUCCGGCCCCCGCCCCUUCCGCUCCAUCUAGCCGGUUAGGAUUUUCCAGGGGUUUUCUGUCGUUUCGGGUGUUUUUACGAAGCCGGGGCCCCAGGCGCCGCCCCAUGGACCCCAGGCGUUUACCGGCGCGCCAGAUCCUCGCCCGCGGGCUGCUUUUCUCGGGGAGCGGGCGAGGCCGCGCGACGGAGCUAGACCAUUUUGGGGAGAAGACAGCGACCCGGCCCAGCCAGCUCCGCCCGUGGCAGCAGGGCUGGACGGACGGACAGACAAAGGCAGCGUGUGGAUCUAUUUUUGGGGGGGGGGGGGGACAGACAGACACACACGGCCACUGCAGCUCAGUUGGGGCGGAAUAACUAUUCCAGAGCAGCGCGGGAGCUGCGUGGGGCGAGGACAACCGCCCGGCCGCAGCGAUCCCAGGCCGGCGCGGGAUCGGAUGACGGUGUUUUAUAUUUUUAUGGAGGGGAAGGAGACUUAUUUCAUACAGAAAGAAAAAAAAUAUAUAAGGGGGAGGGUCCGAGGUCCGGGGCUCGGUUGUCAAUGCCUGGUCAAGGGGAGGUUCUUGGUUUAUUUUGUUUCCUUUCCGAAUGCUCACUGAGGAAUGCAGAAGGGCGGCCGGCCGCUUCCGCCGGCUGGUGCCAAUUGUACCAGGGCAAUAAAAGAGCCGAGAAAGCGAUGAACAGAGA
This is a messenger RNA of Trachemys scripta elegans, 3470 nucleotides long. It is a transcript of the gene DBP, whose product is annotated as D-box binding PAR bZIP transcription factor. Gene Ontology annotation, cellular component: nucleus. Gene Ontology annotation, biological process: regulation of transcription by RNA polymerase II. Lineage: Eukaryota; Metazoa; Chordata; Testudines; Emydidae. The record is from RefSeq and is a predicted model, not a curated record. Gene Ontology annotation, molecular function: RNA polymerase II cis-regulatory region sequence-specific DNA binding; DNA-binding transcription factor activity, RNA polymerase II-specific.